AUGGUCGCCAAGGGAGUCGGGGCCGUGGUGAUGAGUAGCAUGGCCAAGAUCUACAGCGAUAAGGACUGCAGCCCUGGGGCUGCUUCGAAGUACGUGGUGGAAGCGGCCGCAGACUUCGCGCUCGCGCUACUUUCCUUCAAUGUCGACGUAGACUCCGAGAAGUUGCUGCGGGCGAUCAAGGACAUGAAGGCGGAUGUUCCCGAAGCGUGCCAGCAGCUCGUGAUUUUCCAAGAGAAGGGCUUUCUCAAACCCAAGUCCAUGCGAUGGAAUCUCGCGAUUCGCGUGGUGUGCGAGAUGGGCCAGGUCAGAACUCCCAGCGGGGCCCAGGUCAUCGGCAAUGAGGUAAUAAAGGUGCUCGAAGUGUGCAAGGACUCGUUCAAGUUCUGCAGUGGUGCGCAGGAUGAAGAGCCCUGGGUGGUUGGGACCGAAGCAACCUACAACCUGACGUUCCACGAUGCCCUCGACAAGCUCUACGGCGCAGUUCUGACGUUCGUGGCCCACGACGCCGCGGCCCUCGAGAACGACGCGGCGGCUUUCAAGGAGAGGAUCUGCAAGAUGAAGGGCAAGGACCUCGGCGCCAUGUGCAAGCAGGAGAAGUACAACUUCUCAGUCCCGAAGUCGUACGACAUGUUCCCUGAGCAGAAGCAGGCCGUGCUGAAUGAAAUUGUGAAGUGUUGGGAGGCCACCUGCCCCGACUUCAAUAUCGUCAAGCUCGCUGGCCGCUGCGUGAAGGGCGAAGCUUCGCCUGCCGAUGUCAUGGGGGGCCUGCGUCUCUCGAUGCCAGCUCCGCCCGCGGGCGCCGGCGCCGGGGGCGCCGCCGCGGCGACGUCGAGCGGCGACCUUCCCGCGGAGGUCACCUGCGAAGACGACGAGGACAAGACGCACUACGUCGAUCAGUGUUUCAAGAAGGCGUGCGAGGCGGAGGUUGGCAUUGAGAAGGAGGUGGAGCUCAAGCCGCCAGGGGAGAGGCUCUUCCCGCUGCACCUUGAUCCCAAGUUGCAGGGGGUUGGCUUGGAGAAGCUGGUGCUGGAGCAGAAGGCGCACUCAUCUUCCACGGUGAUGGUCAUCAAGCAGAGCGAGCCUGGCGACGUGCAGCUCAACCUUCGCGGCAGUGUGGUCGAGUACGAGGAGACGCGCGGGUUGUCUGAGUCGUCGCUGCUGCACCUUGGAUCCUCCAACGGCGUUUCGCUCUUCCUCAACGGCAGCAGGUUCCAGAACUUCGAGAGGAGCGACUUUAACUUGGCGUGGCUGGUGAAGGUGGCCCCAGACAAGAAAGCAGACGAUUCGUCAUCCCACGCGCCCGAGGUCAAGAAGAGGAAGAGCAAUAAGAAGGAGGUGCCACCCGUGAUCACUCGCAAGUUGGCGUUCGAGUCGGUCGAGUUCGACCUGGUGGACCCGAGGACCAAGCAGGUCUACGUUUCUCACGACCAGAAGAUCGGCGAGCUGCUGCGCGAGAAGGCCGCUGGCGUCGGCGAUGUCAUCGCAAAGAAGAUGCCGAAGGCUCCGACCACAUCUUUCGCGAUCUGUUGA
This is a messenger RNA of Prorocentrum cordatum, 1530 nucleotides long. Lineage: Eukaryota; Dinophyceae; Prorocentrales; Prorocentraceae. The record is from the annotation of a GenBank genome assembly.